This is a messenger RNA of Fomitiporia mediterranea MF3/22, 1587 nucleotides long. Its product is annotated as general substrate transporter. Gene Ontology annotation, molecular function: carbohydrate:proton symporter activity. Bases 1 to 1572 code for a protein of 523 amino acids. Gene Ontology annotation, cellular component: membrane. NCBI's taxonomy places the organism in Eukaryota, Fungi, Basidiomycota, Agaricomycetes, Hymenochaetales, Hymenochaetaceae. Gene Ontology annotation, biological process: transmembrane transport; carbohydrate transport. The transcript is spliced from 11 exons. The record is from RefSeq and is a predicted model, not a curated record.
AUGCCGAAGCUUCGAGGAAGAACCCUGAGCCUCGUUCUUGCCUUCGUCGCGGGUACGGGGUUUACGCUCUUUGGUUAUGAUCAAGGCGUCAUGUCUGCACUCUUGACUGCAAAUCAAUUCGAAAGAGUCUUCCCGCAGGUCGUAGUCGCUACAAGUCCUCAUCACGCAACGCUUCAAAGCUUUGUUGUCGCGAUUUAUGAGAUAGGUUGCUUGAUAGGCGCACUGUCGAAUCUUUGGGUCGGCGACAAACUUGGUCGAAGGCGGACUAUAGUUAUUGGCGGAUGCAUUAUGAUUAUUGGAGCAAUCCUACAGACCGCUGCAGUCAGUUAUGCCAUGAUGGUUGUGGCUCGUAUUAUUACGGGUAUCGGCAAUGGCCUGAAUACCUCAACAGUCCCUACAUAUCACGCCGAAUGCUCUCCCGCUGCUAAGCGCGGCAGUAAUAUAAUGAUAGAAGGCAGUUUGAUUACGUUUGGUAUCAUGCUCUCGUAUUGGAUAGAUUUUGGAUUUUUCUUCAUUUCAGGUAGUACUGCACAAUGGAGAGUCCCAAUCUCCCUACAAAUAGUCCUGGCUACAAUAAUGAUAUUUGGUAUCGGUAUUCUCCCUGAAUCACCUCGAUGGCUAGUGAAGCACGGCCGACAUGCCGAAGCACUUGCUAUUAUCUCCGCUAUGGACGACAAGGACAUCUCGGACGCUGAAGUGCAACGCACGUACAUCGCUAUUCACGAGACUGUUGUGGCGGAAGGAGGUCUUGGGGAGAACACGACCAAUCUCAGUGAACUCUUUACACAUGGGCGUAGUCAGAACUUCCGUCGUGCGGCUCUUGCUGUCACGUCUCAAUGCUUCCAACAAAUUACGGGCAUCAAUAUCAUCACGUACUAUGCGACAAUCCUAUUCCAACGGCUCGGCCUCUCAGAUAUCAACUCGCGUAUCGUCGCUGCAUGCAACGGGACAGAAUACUUCGCAGCGAGUCUUAUCGCUAUCUUCAUUAUAGAACGUGCGGGUCGGCGCAGGCUCAUGCUAUGGAGUGCCUUUGGUCAAACCAUCACAAUGGUCUUACUAGCAAUCCUGGGCAGUAUUAAUAAUAAUCCUGCUGCGCAGAUUGUUUCGUGUGUCUUGCUGUUUGUCUUUAACUCGAUUUUCGCGCUUGGUUGGUUGGGUAUGACUUGGCUUUAUCCUGCUGAGAUUGUCGGACUUCGUAUAAGGGCACCAGCCAAUGCUCUUAGCACUGCAUCCAACUGGAUUUUCAACUUCAUGGUUGUGAUGGUCACGGGUCCAUCUUUCGAGAAUAUCUCCUGGGGUACUUAUAUCGUUUUCGCCUCUCUGAACGCAUUCAUAAUCCCCGUGGUAUAUUUCUUCUUUCCAGAAACAGCAGGCCGAUCGCUCGAAGAUAUGGACGUCGUCUUUGCUCUUGCGCAUAAUGAGGGUGUCUCUCCUGUUAAAGUGUCGUUGCGUAAGGACGUUCCACGUGCGGGUUCGCGAGAGGCAGAUGAGAUACUUGGAAUUGCUGAGAGUGCCGGACGGAAGGGAGCUGUGUCACCUAGUGGUGGUGAGGAGAAGAAAGGUGUUCAGUAAUACUAAUAGAUGUAU